AUGAACGACCCUCAGCCCUCGCCAUCGCUUUCGACGGAGCUUGAGGACGAAUAUGACAUCCGUCUUUGCAGUCGCUGCGAGUACUCCCUCGAGAUGGAACCGAAUAUAUCUCUCGCGGAUGUGGAAAGUCUGCGCACUGGAGCAUUGCUCGAGCCUGCACAUGUCGUGCACGCCAGGGAACUCACAGAGAGCCGCAUAUCAUCUGUAGACGAGGUCAUUACCUCGCUACACACGGUGCACGACUGUACCGACGGCUGCACCGUCCCCUCCACCAGCUGUCGCCCCCUCUCUGCCUCCACCUACGACGCCGAUGCCCAAUUCAGUAUGUCGCCCGUCGCCCAAUCAUCCGAGAAGGACUUCUCCCCGUGCUCCGUUGGCAAUAUUUGCGCCGUCAUGCAGGGUGUGGUCUUGACAGAGCUGAAAGAGCAUAAACGUCGGCUCUUGCGUCGCGCCGACGUCCAGAAGGCCUACGUUGCUCCCAUCCGGCGUCUUCCUGCGGAGCUCCUUUCGGAGAUAUUCUAUCACUGCUGCCUUGAAUUUGACGACAUCACUUCGAGAGGAAGCUGCAUGCCGCUCGUGCUCGGUACGGUGUGUAAGAGAUGGCACGGUGCGUACCUGCGUGCUCUCGGUCGUACUGCUUCUGAAGUUGGCUUCGCGUUAGAUAUUGCGCACGACACGCCACGCCUGUGGACCGACGUCAGUCUGAGGAGGUCUAAAUUCGGCGCAGAGCUCAUACCUCCUGACGCUCUUCGCACGAGGUUGCAGCUCUAUCUGCGCAACUCCAAGGGUCUCCCGUUCUCAAGCGAAGUCGCGUUUUACAGCAUGAGCCGCCAAAGCCCUCAUACCGUCGCUUUCCCUCUGCUACUACAGCAUGCUGAUCAGUGGACGGUUGUCGAGAUUAGACAGCAUGGAUUCAGCAAAGCCACCGAAGGCGUCACAUUCCCGAGACUGCAUACAGUCAUAGGCAAUGUUUUUGGCAUGGCACUCAUGAAAAGCGAAGGGCUGAUGCUUGAACGUGCUCCCGCUCUACGCCGCGCAAUUCUGGAAGAUGUCCCGCGGGACAAGCGCAUCCCUGGCCUUCCCUAUGAUCGGUUCGAGUGGAUGAGGCUCAGGAGCAGCGCACUCUUCGCUGUGAAAAUCCUUCCGCUCUGCUCCACGCUCGCUACUUUGGAGUUCUUGGUGGAGCACGGAAGGCAGCGCACGCUGCCAGACUCUGUCGAUCUAUCGAGUCUGCGCCAUCUUCAACUCAAGACUAUAUCCGUUUCGGUGGCCAUCAUGAAGUCAUUCAGAGCUCCUUGCCUCGAGUCCCUGUCCAUAGAAUGGCACACGCCCUUUGGACUCUUCAACUCUGGAACUGGACCUGCCGAAGAUGGGGAGGCACUGGCAGCAUUCUACGCGCGAACGCGACCACCAUUGCGCGAGAUCAGUCUCUUCAAUCCCCACUCCCAGGCGCGAGACUGGGUGUUCUCUGUCACAAGCCUACAGGCCCUGAAGCUCGAGUUGGGUGAUGCCCCCUUCGACGACAACUGCGCAGCGAUGCUAGCAGCUCUCGAUGAUGGAAUACCCCGUUACUUGCCUCAUCUCGAGACACUUCAUCUCAAGGGAAUGAUCUGCGCCUCCGGGACGUUACUCUUGCAGAUGGUCCGCGCGCGUGUGGCCAGCGGACUCCGCACCCUACAUCUUGACCUCCGCCUAGCCAGCUUGAGAAAGCUGGGUGAGUCGAAACUCUUCGACCUCCUCCGGCAAGCCAUGCCUGCUGCUAGCAUCGAGGGAAGGGAGAAGCUUCUCAAUCACAUUGCCGCGCAGGAGAGGAGUGACACCAUAGACGCUGAAUUCGAUGCGGAGUUGGUUCGCAUAGCCGAGUGGGAGGAGAUAGUGCGCAGGCGGGAUGAGGCAGCGAACAGUGUACGGUUCUUCCAACUGUAUGUUCUGGAGCAAUGCAUCGCGGCUAGCAUCCUUGGUGUCGCCGUCGGUUGGCGAUGGAUGCGCCCACAUCCCUGUGCACGUGAUCACGUCGCUGCUCGGACGUUGCCGCGCUCUGAGCUUGCGGAUGACCAUCAAAUUCGUCUAUGCUGCCACUGCGGAAACUCCAUCCAGAUCGAACCGAAAAUAUCUCUCGCGGACGUGGAAAGUCUUCGCACCGGAGCACUGCUGGGGCCUGCCGACGUCGCGCACGCCAGGGAAAUCACAGAGGGCCGCAUUAGCUCUGUCGACGCGGUCAUUGCUUCUCUUCAGAGGGUCUUGAUCGAGUUGGCAGAGCAUAAGCGCCGUCUCUUGCGUCGAGUCGACGUUCAGAAGGCCUACGUCGCUCCCAUCCGGCAUCUACCUGCGGAACUACUUUCGGAGAUUUUCAACCAUUGUUGUGUCCAAUUUGACGACAUCACGUCGAAGAACAGCUGUAUGCCUCUCAUUCUCGGUGCAGUAUGUAAGAGGUGGCACGACAUCGCUCACGACACGCCUCACCUGUGGACAGAUAUAAGAAUGAGCAAGGGUCUGUACGGUGGAAAGCACAUACGUCCAGACGCUCUUCGCGCAAGAUUGCAGCUGUAUCUGCGCAACUCCAAAGGUCUCCCGUUCUCGCAUGCCGUUCAAUUCUACAACGACGUGGACUCCACGAACCCUCAUGGCGUGGCUUUCCCUCUCCUACUACAGCACCCCGACCGGUGGACUAGCGUCGACAUCCGAUAUCCUGGAUUCAGCAAAGCCACCAAAGGUGUCACAUUCACUCGACUGCACACAGUCAUGGGCAACGCAUUUGGUUUCACAUUCAUAGAAUCCGAAGGGCGGGUGCUCGAGCAUGCGCCUGCUCUACGUUGCGCAAUCCUGCAGGACAUCGCCGAGGACAGAUAUGUCCCUAUCCUGCCGUGGAAUCGGUUUGAGAGGAUGAAUCUGAGGUCCAUCGCACUCUUCGCCGCGAAAAUCCUACCGCACUGCUCCGCACUAGUCACCUUGGAGUUUUCGCCCAUGGCACCAAGAGAUCGAAGUAACCAAGCCAUACUGCCAGGUACGAUCCGCCUACCAAGUCUUCAGAACUUGCACCUCGACAUCAGCCUCGAUGAGGGGUGCGUUCCGAUGAUCUUCAUGAAGUCAUUCAUGACACCUUGCUUGGUCUUCCUGUCCAUGAGAUGGUCAACAUCGUAUGGAUAUCAUUGUGACCCAGAGUCUGGUUCGGCCGAAGAUGGAGAUGCUCUCGCAGUGUUCUAUGCGCAAACGCGACCUCCGUUGCGCGAGAUCAGUCUCUCAUAUCCCCAUUUCCAAGCCCGCGACUGGGCGUUCUCCAUCACCAGCCUCCAGGUCCUGAAGCUCGACCUGGGAUACAGCGCACCCUUCGACGACGACUGCGCGACGCUAUUGGCGGCGACUGAUGCUGGGGUACCCCGCCUCUUGCCCCACCUGGUGACGCUCCACCUCAAGGGCCGUCUACGCGUUACUGCGGCUUCGCUCCUGCAAAUGGUCGAAGCGCGUGCGAACCGUGGGCUACAGGAUCUGCAUCUGGACAUUCACUCAGCCAACAUGGAUAGACUCGGGGAGCCAGAAACGUUCGACCUCAUACGGCAAGCCAUGCCUGCCGCCGUCAUCGAGGGGGUGGACGCGCUCGUCAAAUACAUCGCAGAGAGAGCGCGCCACAACGAAUUGGAACUCCAGUUCUUCGCAGAGAUGGGUCAGGAUCAGGAGUGGAUCGAAGAAUACAUACGUAGUCGGGAUAGGAAAGCGUACGAACGGUGA
Messenger RNA from Schizophyllum commune H4-8, 3726 nucleotides. RefSeq lists its product as uncharacterized. The transcript is spliced from 6 exons. The record is from RefSeq and is a predicted model, not a curated record. Lineage: Eukaryota; Fungi; Basidiomycota; Agaricomycetes; Agaricales; Schizophyllaceae. Gene Ontology annotation, molecular function: protein binding. Bases 1 to 3726 code for a protein of 1241 amino acids.